Molecule: messenger RNA, 1545 nt
Organism: Capsaspora owczarzaki ATCC 30864
Lineage: Eukaryota; Filasterea; Ministeriida; Capsasporidae
Exons: 2
Coding region: 53-1444 (463 amino acids)
Cellular component (GO): membrane
Source: RefSeq, a predicted model, not a curated record
UUGCGGCCGUUUCAGAAAGAGAAACCUCAGUCAUUUCUCUUCGGUUUCCAAAAUGACACCCACCGUCCAACCACGGAGAACGGCGUCAGUGUGGAUCCGACGAGCACUGCUCGCAGCCAUCAUUGCUGGCUUGGUCAUCACAUGGGUUGCCCUUGCCGAGCUGUUGCAAGUCGUCCAGCACGACAAGAACUACAACAAGCCCUUCUUCCUGACAUACGUCGUCCACGGCAGCUACAUCAUUUUCUGGCCAGUGUACUGGGCGGUUUUGCGGACACAUGCAUGGCGCGCCGCCACCACGACCACGAGCCGUCGCCCGCCACGGAAACUGACACGCUCGAGUCUGCUCCACAGCAAUCACGAAGAUGGCACGACGAGCACCAACGGUGCAGGCAGCACGCCAGCAGCUUGGUCGCACACCAAUGCCGCUAUCAACGCCAAUCUCGACGACUCGGACGCGUACAAUCAGCCGUCCAAAGCUGCAAGCCUCAUCCACAAGCAACAUGAAUCACCGUACCUGCAGGACGAGGAAACCCCUUUAAUCGCACAUUCGACGUUGCCAAGCACAAGCAGCGACACGUCCGGAUCCGGAUCGUCCUUGUUUGCUUGCUUCCGCAAUCUGCGCUCGCCGCUGCCAUUCACCGGCCGCCGCUAUGCAUGGGCCACAUUCAUCAUGCAACUCGUCUUCUUCUUUGUCUCGGCGACGUGGUACUACUCGCUCGAUCACACAAGCGUCGCCGCCAACACGGGCAUCUACAACUCGUCGUGCAUUGUCGUCUUCAUCCUGUCCGCCCUCUUUUUGAAGGAGAAGGUCACAAAGUUCAAGGUUGCGGCAGUCGCGUUGAGCGUCGGGGGCGUCCUGAUGAUUAGCUUUGCCCCUUCUUCCUCCAGCAGCGACAGUUCCACCGUCAAUCCCUCCGCCCUCGGAUACAUCAUGGUUGUCGUCAGCACCGUCCUGUAUGCCGCAUACGAGGUGCUGUACCGAAUGAUUUGCGUGGAUGUGACCAUCACGGACCGCGUUCUUUAUGUGGCCAGCUCCUUCAAAGUGCUCGGCUACAUUGGAUUUUGGAACUUGCUUCUCGUCUGGCCGGUGCUCAUUUUGUGCCACUACACUGGCUGGGAAUUGUUCGAGUUGCCCUCAUCCGAAGCUCUGCCGUACCUAGUUGGCGCGGCCCUGAUUGAUUCCGUCUUCCAGAUUUUGCUGUAUCUGGGCAUUCUCAUCUCGUCGCCGCUCUUCAUCGCUGUGGGCUGCAUGCUGUCCAUCCCUGGCUCGAUUGUGGCAGAUUACAUUUUCCACGGCACUGUGCUUCCGGCCCUGGCGCUCGGAGGCAUUGCUGUUCUCUCUGUUGGGUUUGCGUUGCUGAAUUACGACGAGUAUCGUGAGCAAAGGCACAACCAGCCCUCCAGCUCGGCCACCUCUGGCUGCCGAAGCAGCAGCGCACGAUGAGUGAAACAGAGAGAUAUUGUUCAAAAAAAGGGUGUUAUUUAACGGUCAUUUUUCGCUUUUCUGCCUUGUUCGUACUGUACAAUAAAACGCUGAGUCACGAA